Messenger RNA from Physeter macrocephalus (sperm whale), 2633 nucleotides. RefSeq names its product leucine rich repeat containing 27 (gene LRRC27). Gene Ontology annotation, cellular component: voltage-gated potassium channel complex; extracellular matrix. The coding region runs from base 147 to 668 and encodes 173 amino acids. The transcript has 5 exons. Lineage: Eukaryota; Metazoa; Chordata; Mammalia; Artiodactyla; Physeteridae. The record is from RefSeq and is a predicted model, not a curated record. Gene Ontology annotation, molecular function: potassium channel activator activity; transmembrane transporter binding; voltage-gated potassium channel activity.
GGGGCCGCCAGCUUCCACUGUUGGACUGCUGCACUCGGCGCCCAGGGCGUGCGGGCGUGCGGGUGGGCUGGCGGGUGCCGAGGGUGACUCCAGACCCGGGAGGAUGAGCCGUGGUCCCCGGAGGAUUGCUUCCCCCUGGCUGACGGAUGGAGGGAAGCAGCUCCUGCAGGGUUGCCUGCGGGGCUGCUGAUCCGGAGAGCGGCGCUGGUCAGGCUAGGAGCAAGCCUGCAUCCCCCUCCAGGGACGCUCACGAGGGUGUCAAGGGAGUCAUCCUCUCUUCUUCAGCAAUUUUAGACUUGAGUCAAAGUGGUCUUCACCAUUUAGAAGAGAUCUUUAAAGUUCUCAACCUCAGACAAUUGCACCUUCAGCAAAACGCCCUCUGCACGAUUCCUGAACACUCCUUUCAGUGGCUGCGAAACCUCACCUGGCUGGACCUCCGCUCUAACAGGAUCACAGCGCUUCCUUCUGGGAUCGGCUGUCACAGUGCCUUCCGAGAGGAGAACUUAGAGGAAAAGCUGAAACAGCACAUCCAGCAAUUGCAGGAACGAAGAAGCGGAUUCCGAGGGUCAGCGCCUCUCGAGGAGAUAGGGAGGCCCACGCAGGACUUGGAAAUUCGCUGCCUUCAGAGGAACCUUUAUUCUCUCCAAAUCUAUCAUGGAGGGGAGUAACCUCAUUCUUGGACAGCCCAAACCCUACCUCUUAGGGCUUCUGAACAGCUGUGUCUCAUCGCACUGCUUCAGAUUAGAGACUCAAAAGUCUGUUUGGUGUUGGGAACAGCCCUAUGCUCACAGAUUUCAUAACCUAUAUGAAAUGAGUCAAUUCCUUGAAAGACACCAUCAGCCAAAACUCAACAGGGGAAGAAACAGACAAUCUGAAUAGACUGAUAAAUAUUAACGAAAUUGAAUCAGUAAUUAAUAAGUUUUCCAGUGGGUUCACCGGUGAAGUCUACCAAACAUUUAAGGAAGAAAUUGUAUCAACUCCCUUCCAGAGGCUAGAAGCAGGGGGAAUACUUUGUAACACGCUCUGUGAAGCCAGCAUCGGCCCCAGUACCAAAAGCAAGGGCAUUACAUGAAAGGAAAACUACAGACCAGUCUCUCUCAUGAACAAAGAUGCAAAAACCCUCAACAAAAUAUGAGCAGGUCAAAUCCAACAAUGUAUAAAAAGAAUUACGAACGACCAAGUGGAAUGUAUCCCAGACAUGCAAGGCUGGUUCAGCAUCUGAAAGUCAGUUUACAUGAUGCAUCACAUCCACAGGCUAAAGAAGAAAAAUCAUAUGAUUGUACCAGUAGAUGCAAAAAAAAAAAAAGCAUUGACAAAAUCUAACACCCAUUCAUGAUAAAAACUCUCAGCAAACUGGGAAUAGAGGGGAGCUUCCUCAGCUUGUUAAAGGACAUCCACAGAGACUCUACACUAACAUCAUACUUAAUGGUGAGAAACUAGACGCUUUCCCCCAACGUCAGUAACAAGGCAGCGGUAUCCCCUCUCACUGUUUCUCCUCAGCAUCUUUGUUCUUAGAUGGCAUGAUUGUCUGUGUAGAAAAUCCCAAAGAAUUGACCCAAAAAAUUCCUGGAACUAGUAAACAGUUAUAACAAGGUUGCAGGAUACAAGGUUAAUAUAUAAAAGUCCAUUGCUUACCAUAUACCAGCAAUGAACAAGUGGAAUUUGAAAUUAAAAAUACAAUACCAUUUAUAUUAGCACCCAGAAAACGGUGCUAGGUAUAAAUCUAACAAAAUGUACACAAAAUCUGUAUGAGGAAAACUACAAAACUCUGAUGAAGGAAACUAAAGAAGAAUAAAUAAAUGGAGAGAUGGUCCAUGUUCAUGGAUAGGAAGACUCAGUAGUGUCAAGAUGUCAGUUCUUCCCAACUUGUUCCAUAGACUCAACUUAAUCCCAGUCAAAAUCCCAGCAAGUUACUUUGUGGAUAUUGACAAACUGAUUCUAAAGUUUAUGUGGAGAGGCAAAAGACCCAGAAUAGCCAACACAAGUCAGAAGAACAAAGAGGACUGACACUACUCAACUUCAAGACUUUCUAUAUAAAGUUACAGUAAUCAGGACAGUGUGGUGUUGGUGAAAGAAGAGACGAAUAGAUCAAUGGCACAGAAGAGAGAGCCCAGAAAUGGACCCACACAAAUACAGUCAACUGAUCUUUUGACACAUGAGCAAAGGUAAUAAAAUAGAGCAAAGAGAGUGUUUUUCAACAGCUGGUGCUGGGCCACCCGGACAUCCACAUGCAGAAAAAUGAAUCUAGACACAGACCUUAUACCCUUCACAAAUAUUAACUAAAAGUGGAUCACUCUUACCAGACUGUGUACAUUGAAUAUGUACAGUUUUUGUAUAUAAAUUAUACCUCAAUAAAGCUGUAAAAAAUGGGUCACAGACCUAAAUGUAAAAUGCAAAAAUAUAAAGCUCCUAGAAGACAACAUAGGAGAAAACCUAGAUGACCUUGAGUUGGUGACGCCUUUUUACACAGAUCAUCAAGGCGUGAAAGAAAAAAUUGGUAAGUUGGACUUCAUUAAAAUUUAAAAAUUCUGUUCUGUGCAGGACACUGUCAAGAAUAAGACAGACAAAGACUUGGAGGAAAUAGUUGCGAAAGACGUAUCUGAUAAAGCACUGUUGUCCAAAAUAUGCAAAGA